CGGCAGGGGAGCCGCCGCGGGUCUGAGGCGCCGUCAUGAACCUGCACCAGGUGCUGACGGGGGCCGUGAACCCCGGCGACCACUGCUUCUCCGUGGGCAGCGUCGGCGACCAGCGCUUCACGGCUUAUGCAUCUGGAUGUGACAUUGUAAUACUGGGAAGUGAUUUUGAGAGAUUACAAAUAAUACCAGGAGCUAAACAUGGAAAUAUUCAAGUAGGAUGUGUAGACUGUUCAAUGCAGCAAGGCAAGAUUGCAGCAUCCUAUGGAAACAUCAUCUCUGUAUUUGAACCAGUUAACAUACCAAAACAAAAGAAAAAUUUGGAAUUAUAUAGUCAGUGGCAGAAAAGUGGCCAAUUUUUUCUGGAGUCAAUAGCACACAAUAUAACUUGGGAUCCCACAGGCAAUCGUCUUCUAACUGGUUCCAGCUGCUUACAACUCUGGUCCAACACUAACUUGGAGAAGCCAACUGAAGAUGAAAAUCCAGAUAAAACAGAUCUUGAUUUUGGGGAUUGGAGAUGCAUUUGGCAUUGCAAAACGGCUUCCCAAGUUCAUUUAAUGAAAUUUUCACCAGAUGGAGAAUUUUUUGCCACUGCUGGGAAGGAUGAUUGUCUUUUAAAGGUAUGGUACAACGUGGAAACCUGGCGAACAUCUGUUACCUCUCCAGACAGAAGUUCAGAAAAACAAUCCCAAGGAGAAAUCGACUUUUCUUUUGUGUAUCUCGCACAUCCUCGAGCUGUGAAUGGGUUUUCCUGGCGUAAAACGAGCAAAUACAUGCCUCGGGCUUCGGUAUGUAAUGUACUGUUGACCUGCUGCAAAGAUAAUGUGUGUCGUCUCUGGGUGGAGACAUUUUUACCAAAUGAUUGUUUGCUGUAUGGAGGUGACUGCAGUCAUUGGACUGAGCCAGUUAAUUUAAUAAAUAACUUCAAGAGGAAUGCUUCUAAUAAAGAGCGAGUUCAAAAUGCUUUAGAAGUAAAUCUGAGACAUUUUCGUAGAGGUCAUAGGAAAUCACUUGCACUGGUAGCCAAUACCGGGUAUCUGCCCCAUCAGCAGGAUCCACAUCUUGUCCACAGGAACACUGCACUGCAUGCCAAUGCACUUUGCCACUUUCAUAUUGCAGCCAGCAUCAAUCCAGCCACAGACAUUCCACUUCUCCCAUCUAUUACAUCUCUGAGUUUAAGUGAAAAUGAAGAGAAGAGGGGACCGUUUGUGGUACACUGGCUAAACAAUAAAGAGCUGCAUUUUACUUUGUCCAUGGAAGUGUUUUUACAGCAACUUAGAAAAAGUUGUGAACAGCCGUCUUCUGAGGCCAGUGGAGAGGACUGUAAUCAGACAGAUGGAAAGUCUGAUGAAGAAAUGGAUGAUGAUGUUGAUGAUGUGAAAAUAAAUCAUGAAAAGAAGGAAUCGGGCAGUGAUAAAAUGGUACCAAACUUAAAUUUUGCACCAUUACCGUCAGCUGCCAUUGAUCAUCAGAUUGAAAUACUUCUGUCUGAGUGGAGUAAAAAUGCUGACAUGCUUUUCAGUAUACAUCCCAUGGAUGGUUCCUUGCUAGUUUGGCAUGUGGAUUGGCUGGAUGAAUACCAGCCUGGUAUGUUUCGUCAAGUGCAGGUGUCGUUUGUUUCCAGAAUACCUGUAGCUUUUCCCACAGGUGAUGCAAACUCUCUCUGUAAAAGCAUAGUGAUGUAUGCGUGUACCAAGAAUGUUGACUUGGCUAUUCAACAAGGGAAGCAGAAACCUUCUGGCCUCACUCGCUCCACGUCAAUGCUUAUCUCUUCUGGUCACAAUAAAUCAUCAAAUAGUUUAAAAUUAAGUAUUUUUACUCCUAAUGUUAUGAUGAUUUCAAAACACGAUGAUGGGUCUCUGAACCAAUGGCUGGUUAGUUUUGCUGAAGAAUCCGCUUUUUCUACAGUUCUCAGUAUUUCCCACAAAUCCAGAUACUGUGGCCAUCGCUUUCAUCUGAAUGAUUUAGCUUGCCAUUCAGUAUUACCAUUAUUACUGACAACAUCCCAUCAUAAUGCAUUAAGGACGCCAGAUGUCGAUCACCCAAAGCAACCUUAUGCUGUAAAUAUUGAAGAGUGUUCUUUGACACAACAAAAUAAAAGCACUGUUGAUAUGGCAUUCCAGGAUCCCAAUGCAGUUUAUAGUGAACUUAUUCUGUGGAGGGUAGAUCCAGUUGGGCCGUUGUCUUUCUCUGGAGGAGUUUCUGAACUUGCCCGGAUAAACUCUCUGCAUGUUUCUGCCUUUUCCAAUGUGGCGUGGCUGCCCACUCUUAUACCCAGUUACUGUCUAGGUGCAUACUGCAACUCUCCUAGUGCAUGCUUCGUAGCAAGUGAUGGACAGUAUCUGAGAUUAUAUGAAGCAGUCAUUGAUGCUAAGAAACUUUUAUGUGAACUUUCCAACCCUGAGAUUUCUAGGUUUGUUGGUGAAGUAUUUAACAUUGUUAGUCAACAAUCAACAGCCAGGCCAGGAUGUAUCAUUGCUUUAGAUCCCAUAACCAAACUUCAUGGCAGAAGAACCCAGCUGCUUCAUGUUUUCCAAGAAGACUUCAUUUUGAAUAACCUUGAGAAGAAAAGUCUGGGAAAAGAUAGCAUUUUGUCUGAUGCAGCAGGCAGCUCACCUAAAGGAUUUUCUGAAAAAUUCUACCUAGUUGUAAUAGAGUGUACUCAAGAGAACCGUUCACUGUUACACAUGUGGAAUUUACAUUUAAAGUCAGUUCCUGUCUCAUUGGAUGAAAAAGUAGAUAAAAAAAUAUCUGAAGCAAUUUGGCAGCCAGAAGAUCAUUAUUCUCCUUCUCCAGAGAAGAUCCCGUCUCCUUUUUCACAGAAGUAUCAAGCUUGCAGAGCGAAUCUCCAGAGCACCAGCAAGUUAACUCUGUUUUCAGAAAUGGUGUAUAGCCAGGAGCUAGAUUUGCCAGAAGGAGUUGAGAUAAUCAGUGUGAAGCCAUCAGCAGGACAUCUGAGUUCUUCUUCCAUAUAUCCUGCAUGCAGCGCUCCUUACUUACUGGCAACUUCAUGCUCAGAUGAGAAAGUAAGAUUUUGGAGAUGCAGGGUAACAAAUGGAGAACCUGCCACAUCAAAGAAUGAAAAACUGGACCUUGUAUAUGUUUGGGAAGAAUGGCCAUUACUAAUUGAAGAUGGACUUCAGACCAACAGUAGUUUAGCUGUGCCUGGUAGGCCUGUAGAGGUUAGCUGUGCGCACACAAAUCGUUUAGCGGUAGCUUAUAAGCAGCCGACAUCUAGUAGUAGAUCAUCUCAGGAUUUUGUGAUGCAUGUAAGUAUUUUUGAAUGUGAGUCUACAGGAGGUUCAUGUUGGGUCCUUGAACAGACAAUUCAUUUAGAUGAGUUAAGCACAGUGUUGGAUUCUGGAAUUAGUAUUGAUAGCAAUUUAGUAGCCUAUAAUAAACAAGAGGCAUAUUUAUUCAGUAAAGAGAGUAUUGCAUUAAACACAAAGCAUUUAGUUCACUUAGAUUGGAUGUCUAGAGAAGAUGGGUCUCAUAUCCUGACUGUAGGAAUUGGAUCAAAACUUUUUAUGUAUGGACCCCUGGCUGGCAAGGUCCAAGAACAGAGUGGUAAGGAAAGCCUGGCAUUUCCUCUCUGGGAGAGUACUAGAGUUGUGCCUCUUUCUAAAUUUGUACUUUUACGAAGUGUGGACUUGGUUUCUUCUGUAGAAGGCUCCCCACCUUUUCCUGUUUCUUUAUCGUGGGUACGGGAUGGCAUCCUUGUGGUAGGAAUGGAUUGUGAAAUGCACGUCUAUUCCCAGUGGCAACCAUCUUCCAAGCAAGAACCUGUUGUAACAGAUUCAUUCAGUGGGAGCACUCCUUCUAUAAUAAGUUUAAUAAAACAGAGUAACUCAUCAAGUUCUGGGUUACAUCCUCCAAGAAAAACUCUGACUCGAUCUAUGACCAGUCUUGCACAGAAGAUCUGUGGAAAGAAAACGGCAUUCGAUCCCGCAGUGGAUAUGGAAGAUUCAGGUCUUUUUGAAGCAGCUCAUGUUCUUUCCCCAACUUUACCUCAGUACCAUCCUCUGCAGCUUUUGGAACUCAUGGACCUUGGCAAAGUUCGGAGAGCAAAGGCCAUUUUAUCACACCUUGUCAAGUGCAUUGCUGGGGAAGUCGUGGCUCUAAAUGAUGCUGAAUCCAAUCAUGAACGCCGCCUUAGGUCUCUCACCAUCAGUGCUAGUGGGAGCACCAGCAGAGACCCCCAGGCAUUUAACAAGGCUGAAAAUACGGACUACACAGAAAUAGAUUCUGUCCCCCCACUUCCUCUGUAUGCCUUACUUGCGGCGGAUGAUGAUAGCUGCCACUCGUCUUUGGAUAAGUCUAGUAAUGAGAAUACCUUAAAUAAAUCCAACCAGUUGUCAAAAGAAAGUUACGAUGAGCUUUUUCAGACCCCAGCUCUAAUGACUGAUACUGAUGUAUUAGAGACAGACGAAGAAAACAUGAAGCCCAAAGUUAUUGACCUUUCACAAUACAGUCCAAAUUACUUUGGUCCUGAGCAUGCCCAGGUUCUUUCUGGACACUUACUUCAUUCUAGUUUACCAGGACUCACUCGGAUGGAACAGAUGUCCUUGAUGGCCUUAGCAGAUACAAUUGCAACCACAAGCACUGAUAUUGGAGAAAGCAGAGACAGAAGCCAAGGUGGAGAAACUCUUGAUGAAUGUGGGUUAAAGUUUCUGUUGGCUGUACGACUCCAUACGUUUCUUACAACUUCCCUUCCAGCAUAUCGAGCUCAACUCGUUCACCAAGGCCUGUCUACUUGUCACUUUGCUUGGGCAUUUCACUCAGUAGCAGAAGAAGAACUGUUGAACAUGUUGCCUGCAAUGCAGAGAGAUGAUCCCACUUGGUCUGAGCUAAGAGCUAUGGGUGUGGGGUGGUGGGUCCGCAAUACCCGCAUCUUACGCAGAUGCAUAGAAAAAGUAGCCAAAGCAGCCUUUUAUAGAAAGAAUGAUCCUUUAGAUGCUGCUAUUUUUUACCUUGCAAUGAAAAAGAAAGCUGUGAUUUGGGGAUUAUAUAGAUCUCAGAAAGACACCAGGAUGACACAGUUUUUUGGACACAAUUUUGAGGAUGAGAGGUGGCGUAAAGCAGCUUUAAAGAAUGCUUUUUCUUUGCUAGGCAAACAACGAUUUGAACAUUCUGCAGCAUUUUUUCUUUUAGCUGGUUGCCUCAGAGAUGCAAUUGAGGUAUGUCUUGAGAAACUGAACGACAUUCAGUUAGCUCUUGUGAUAGCAAGGCUCUAUGAGUCCGAGUUUGAUACAUCUUCAACAUAUAAAUCCAUUUUAUGCAAAAAGGUUUUAGGAAUUGAUUCUUCUGUCACUGAGUUCAGUUCAGUAAACGUGAAUAUGCAUUGUGAUCCUUUUCUUCGGAGUAUGGCUUGUUGGAUUUUGGAAGAUUAUAGUGGUGCUCUGGAAACCUUAAUAAAGCAACCUGUUAGAGAGGAUGAUGAUCAAGUCAUGACAUCAGCCUGUAAUCCUGCAGUUUUUAAUUUUUACAAUUAUCUAAGAACACAUCCUCUUUUGCUGAGACGUCAUUUUGGAUCAUCUGAUACGUUUCCCACACAAGUGAGUUUAACAGGAAAGAGUGGACUGGCAGGAACAAUUAGUUUAAGUGAAAGAAGACUAUUUUUUACUACUGCCAGUGCUCAUUUAAAGGCUGGCUGCCCCAUGUUGGCCCUGGAAGUCUUAUCGAAGAUGCCCAAGGUCAUCACGAAGACAAAAGCAUUUUGUAGAGCAUCUAGUUUUCUAGACACGGGUAGAGGUUCUUCUCCACUAAAAUUGGAUGCAGAGGAAGAUAAGUCUUCUGCUGUUGAUUGGUCAGAGUCAUUGAUAAAUGGUUUUGGGUCCUCGUCAGAGGGUUCAUCAGAGAAACAGUCCAACUCAGCGCUUUCUUUUGACUGGAGCCAACCAAGUGUCAUAUUUCAGGAUGACUCUUUAGAGUUAAAAUGGGACAGUGAUAAUGAUGAAGAAAAUGAAGACCUCCCUCUUUCAAUGAAAGAACUAAAACCUUUACAGAGAAAGAUAGAUAAAAAAUUGGAGGAAGUAAGUUCCAGUUACACAGAAUCUUUCAGCACAAUCAAUGAAAAUGAUAUUUUAAAUCCAUCAGAAGAUAUAAUUGCAGUCCAGUUAAAAUUUAGAGCAUGUUUAAAGAUUCUCACAGUAGAACUUCGUACUUUAUCUACUGGUUAUGAAAUAGAUGGUGGAAAAUUGCGUUACCAACUAUACCACUGGCUUGAAAAAGAAGUGAUAGCUCUUCAGAGAACUUGUGACUUUUGCUCAGAUGCUGAAGAACCACCGUCUACAUUUGGCAAAAAUGGAGGUGAAUUCGGAUUAAAUGAGGAUACUGAAGAUUUGCUUCACCAAACAAAAGGGAAACAAUUGAGAGAAAAUUUUCAGGAAAAAAGGCAGUGGCUCUUGAAAUAUCAGUCUCUCUUGAGGAUGUUUCUUAGUUACUGUGUACUUCAUGGAUCCCAUGGUGGGGGUCUUGCGUCUGUGAGAAUGGAAUUGAUUCUUCUUUUACAAGAAUCUCAGCAGGAAACGUCAGAACCACUGUUUACUAGCCCUCUGUCAGAGCAAACCUCGGUGCCUCUCCUCUUUGCUUGUACAGCCAGUGCCAAAACAGUAGUUGCCAAUCCAUUGCUACACCUUAGUAAUCUAACUCAUGAUAUCCUGCAUGCCAUAAUAAGCUUCGAAUCACCACCCCAUCCUGACCUCCAGAGCAAUAGAGUAUAUGUAAUGCACACUUUGGCAGCCUCACUUUCUGCUUGUAUUUAUCAGUGUCUUUGUGGUAGUCAUAACUACAGUUCAUUACAAACAAAUCAGUUUACUGGAAUGGUGUAUCAGACAGUAUUGCUUCCUCAUCGACAUUCUUUGAAAACAGGAAGCUUAGAUGAAGCAAUAACUCCCAAUACAUCACCAGCUCAAUGGCCAGGAAUAACUUGUCUAAUUCGACUUUUGAAUUCUUCGGGUGAGGAAGCCCAGUCAGGGCUUACGGUAUUACUCUGUGAGAUUCUCACAGCCGUGUAUCUGAGUCUCUUCAUCCAUGGCCUGGCAACACAUUCCAGUAAUGAACUGUUUCGGAUUGUGGCCCAUCCUCUAAAUGAAAAAAUGUGGUCUGCUAUAUUUGGUGGAGGUGCACAUGUUCCUAGCAAAGAACAGACAGACUCAAAAACUUUACCUGUUUCUUCACUAGUUGAAGAAGGAGAAAAACAGAACAAACGUUUUAGGCCAUCAAAAAUGUCUUGCAGAGCAUCUGCCCCACUGAACUCUUCCUCGCCGCCAGUAAGCCAGGAGCCACUGACGGUCAGAGAGAAGUUCAUCCCACCUGAGCUCAGUAUCUGGGACUAUUUCAUAGCCAAGCCUUUUCUACCCCCUUCCCAAAGUAGAGCAGAAUAUGACUCAGAGGAGAGUAUGGAAAGUGGUGAUGAUGAUGAUGACGACGAUGUUUCAGCUUCAGAUUUUCAUCUCCAGGAGCAUUCUAAUUCAAAUUCAUAUAGCUGGUCACUGAUGCGAUUGGCCAUGGUACAAUUGGUGCUGUACAAUCUGAAGACUUUUUAUCCCUUUGCAGGCCAUGAUCUUGCAGAACUUCCAGUUAGUUCACCUCUUUGUCACGCGGUUCUAAAAACUCUUCAGUGUUGGGAACAAGUUCUUUUCCGACGCCUUGAAAUCUAUGGUGGGCCACCUCAAAACUAUAUUGCAAGUCAUACCUCUGAAGAGGGUUUAUCUGCAGGUCCCGCAAUUCUUCGCCACAAAGCUUUGUUGGAACCUACAAACACUCCUUUCAAAUCCAAACACCACCUGGCACUGUCUGUGAAGAGACUUUGGCAAUAUUUGGUGAAGCAGGAAGGAAUUCAGGAAACCUUUAUCAGAAAUAUAUUCACAAAGAAACGAUGUCUGAAUGAGAUAGAAGCAGAUUUGGGGUAUCCUGGAGGUAAAGCAAGAAUUAUUCAUAAGGAAUCUGAUAUCAUUACUGCAUUUGCUGUUAAUAAAGCAAAUAGAAACUGCAUAGCAAUUGCUUCUAGUCAUGAUGUUCAAGAACUGGAUGUUUCUGGAAUUCUGGCUACACAGAUCUAUACUUGGGUAGAUGAUGAUAUAGAAAUGGAAACCAAAAGCUCAGAAGAGUUUCUGGUCAUCCAUGCCCAUGAUGAUUUAGCAGCGGUUCAAGGCACCACCCCUUACACGCACAGCAAUCCUGGCACUCCCAUCAACAUGCCCUGGCUUGGAAGCACCCAGACUGGCAGAGGAGCAUCUGUGAUGAUUAAGAAGGCCAUUAAUAAUGUCAGAAGAAUGACUUCUCAUCCAACUCUUCCUUACUAUCUGACAGGAGCUCAAGAUGGAAGUGUCAGAAUGUUUGAAUGGGGCCAUUCUCAACAAAUAACCUGUUUCCGAGCUGGUGGCAAUUCAAGAGUUACAAGAAUGAGAUUUAACUAUCAAGGAAAUAAGUUUGGAAUAGUUGAUGCCGAUGGAUAUUUAAGUUUGUAUCAAACAAACUGGAAAUGUUGUCCAGUUACUGGAAGCAUGCCCAAACCAUACCUGACUUGGCAGUGUCAUAACAAAACAGCCAAUGAUUUUGUCUUUGUGAGUUCCUCUUCCCUGAUAGCUACAGCUGGUCUUUCAACCGACAAUAGAAAUAUAUGUUUGUGGGAUACUCUUGUAGCACCAGCCAAUAGCUUAGUCCAUGCUUUUACCUGCCAUGACAGUGGAGCCACAGUUUUAGCAUAUGCUCCAAAACACCAGCUACUAAUAUCAGGAGGAAGAAAAGGUUUUACAUGUGUAUUUGACCUUCGCCAGCGACAGCAGAGGCAGCUUUUCCAGAGCCACGAUUCUCCUGUGAAAGCCAUUGCUGUUGACCCAACUGAAGAAUACUUUGUUACAGGAUCUGCAGAGGGUAACAUCAAGAUUUGGAGUCUUUCUACCUUUAGUCUUCUCCACACUUUUAUCAAUGAACAUGCCCGGCAGUCCAUUUUUAGGAAUAUUGGAACUGGAGUGAUGCAAAUUGAAACAGGGCCAGCAAAUCACAUUUUCUCUUGUGGAGCUGAUGGGACAAUGAAAAUGAGAAUACUGCCAGACCAGUUCAGCCCUUUAAAUGAAGUGUUGAAAAAUGAUGUGAAACUGAUGCUGUAACAUUUUCACAAGAAGGUGCUUUUAUCUCAAAAUUCUGAAAACCUUAUAGCAGUGUUUUUAGAAACAAAUGUGAAAACAGUCAAAUUAAAUAGGUAAUAUUUACAAAUGUAAAAUACCCUCCACAUCUACCAUUAGUAGAAAAGUAAAUGUUAUAUUUUAUUAUUUUUGCCAAAAUAUAUUAUUUUGUUAUAAAAUAUGACCAAAAUACUUAAAAUGCACAAUGCUUUUAACUUAAAUGUGCUAACCCUAUUUCUGUCGAUUUUGUGCUAUACAUUUUCUGAUUCAGAAUAAUAGAAAACUUGAUAAAUACUUGACUUUAACCGAUGAGAGUAAAGGUAGAUGGGAGUGUUUAAGGAACAGUUGUAUACUAUUUAGCCUAAAUAUAUUUUGUUUAGUAGGAAUUAUAAGAGCCUUUUUAUGUAAUGAAAUAUGGACAACUAUUGUCUUGGAAAUUAAAGAGUAAAUAAAGCAAAGAAUGAAGGGCUGGCAACAUGAAUUUUGUAAUAUCCUCAGGAUACUUUUAUUAUAAAAGUAUAUUGUUAAAAGAUUUUGUAAACUGUAUUUCAUAACUUUAAAUGUGUGGAGCAAGUUGCAGUGUAAACGCCGUCAUUAUGGAGAGAGUUUAUAUGCACAUAAUAACCUGUACCUGUAAAUUGUGCAAUAAUGAUAUGACUAUUUUGCCAUGGAGAAAUCUGUGACAGCAUUGCAAACAAUAAUAUUGUUUGAUAUAGUUAAGCUUAAGUUAUUUUUCAGUAAUUUCUUCACAAAUCAAGAUUCAAACAGCUUUAAACACUUUCAAUGAGGUAGAAAAUUUACUAUUAUGCUUAUUAUAACAAAAGGCAUUGUGGAUGAACAAUUAAGCAUUUUAAUUGAGGGUUUAUAUGAAUUACUAUAAAUUAUGUAAGCCCAUAUGUAUUUACAUCCAGAGUCAUAAUAUUUUAAAUAAACAAUCAUGCAGUGACUUUUUUGGCAUGCUAUUAUUUUAAGUAAUAUUUGUGCCAAUUUAAUUGACUUACAAUAUUGUGACAUUUCUACAUGGGGAAUUUUUGUAUUUGUGUUUGGUUAAUGUAGAGAAGAUUGAAUAACUUUCCCGCUUCUCUCAUCUUCCUUUUCUACGGCCUUCUUUACUCAAUGGGUAAGCAGUAUUCAAGAAAAGUGGGAAUAAAAAGUUAUAAAAUGAACAUACAUGUGAAAUUUCAUUAUCCACAUUAAUGGAGUAGAUACAUCAAGAUACAGUUUUUUAAUUGAUUUUUCUGAUGCUGUGGCUUUGUAGAAAGAAUCUAUAAUGUUGCCAACCUCAUGUUCUGAAAGUGAGAUUGUAAUUACCUAGAGCUAUGGAGUGGUCACCUCCGUCCUCCUUUCCUGCCCCUCUUUUGCCCUUACCCUUC
Molecule: messenger RNA, 10498 nt
Organism: Lepus europaeus (European hare)
Lineage: Eukaryota; Metazoa; Chordata; Mammalia; Lagomorpha; Leporidae
Gene: DMXL1
Product: Dmx like 1
Exons: 44
Coding region: 36-9110 (3024 amino acids)
Biological process (GO): vacuolar acidification
Cellular component (GO): RAVE complex
Molecular function (GO): protein binding
Source: RefSeq, a predicted model, not a curated record